Molecule: messenger RNA, 1803 nt
Organism: Rattus norvegicus (Norway rat)
Lineage: Eukaryota; Metazoa; Chordata; Mammalia; Rodentia; Muridae
Gene: Alkbh4
Product: alkB homolog 4, lysine demethylase
Exons: 3
Coding region: 23-928 (301 amino acids)
Biological process (GO): demethylation
Cellular component (GO): nucleus
Molecular function (GO): demethylase activity
Source: RefSeq, marked provisional
CCCUAGCUGCUCCGAGGGUGCAAUGGCGGCUGUAGCGGCUGAAGUUUCUCAUUUGCAGGAGUGCGGCUGUAAAGGUAUCCGGACCUGUCUCAUCUGCGAGAGACGACUCCAGAGGGACCCGCCCUGGCAGAUCUCCCUUCAGAAAAAAUGCUGUUUCCUCUACUGCCCGGACACAGGCUGGGCCAUGGGGGCCGAGGGCUCUGACUUUGAGGGUUGGGCGUUCCCCUUCCCGGGAGUGACACUCACACAGGACUUUGUGACCCCGGAGGAAGAAGCCGAGAUGGUGCGUCUCAUGGACUGCGACCCUUGGAAGCCUUCGCAGUCCGGGAGGAGGAAGCAGGACUAUGGCCCCAAAGUCAAUUUUCGGAAGCAGAAGCUGAAGAUGGCGGGCUUCCAGGGUCUCCCUGGCUUUAGCCAGAAGGUAGUCCAGAGAAUGGGCCUUUACCCGGGGCUGGAGGACUUCCAGCCUGUGGAACAGUGUAACCUGGACUACAGCCCUGAGCGGGGCUCUGCCAUCGACCCCCACCUGGAUGACUCCUGGCUGUGGGGCGAGCGCCUGGUGAGCCUCAACCUCCUGUCGGCCACAGUGGUGUCUAUGUCCCGAGAGGCCCCCGGCAGCCUGCUGCUCUGCCCAGUCCCCUCUGUUGGACCGGAUGCUUUUGAGGGCAACAGCGUGGCCCCUAGCAGGUCCGUCCCCUGCCAAGAGGUGGAGGUGGCCAUCUCAGUACCCCGCCGCUCCCUGCUGGUGCUUACAGGGGCCGCCCGGCACCAGUGGACACACGCCAUCCACCGCAGACACAUCAAGGCCCGCCGUGUGUGCGCCACCUUCAGGGAGCUGGCCAGUGAGUUCCUGCCUGGAGGGAAGCAGCAAGAACUGGGCCAAGAACUGCUGCGGACUGCACUGUCCUUCCAAGGGAGACCCGUGUGAAUGCCUUCCAUGACACAAGAGCUGUCGCUGGCUGACAGCUUGGCUCCAGCGUGACCGACCACUGGAGGGGCAAACACUGAGGUCUCCCCACAACUCAGUAAACUCACGGGGUUUUGAGACAAGUGCUCAUAGAGCCCAGGCUAGCUCCAAUUCUGUAGCUGAGGAUGACCUUGACUUUUCUACCUCUACUUCCAAAAGCUCUGGAAUUACAGACGUACACUGCCAGGCCUGGCUUUAUUUUUGUUUUGUUUUGUUUCUCUUUCUGAGACAGGGUCUCUGGCCUGGACAGGUCUCAAACUCUGUAUUCAGCCAAGGAUGACUUUGAACUCCCAAUCCUCCUGCCUCUACCUCUUGAAUGCUGGGAUUGCCAGCACACCGUCAUAUUCAGCAUUUUCGGUGCUGGGAUGGCAGCGCGUGUCCUGCCUACUGAGCUGUACCCCUCCUGUUGGGGUUUUUUGAGUAAAGGUGUCAGGCGGACUAGACUGGCCUGGUACUCAUUGUGUAGCCUGGCUUUGAACCCCCUGAUCCUCCUGCCUCAGCCUCCCAAUUGCUGAGAUGGCCGUGCACUGGUUAGGUUUUAGUAGGAGUCAUCUGACCCCUGACGUUGCGACAGUCACACACCCUGCCUGGAACUGGUCUGCUGGGCGUGGACUGUGGCCUCUCCAGGUGACGCAGUAUGUCACAGUAUGGAGGGAUUCAGUCUUUUAUCUGGGACGAGCACGAUGGCUCAGUGGCUAAAGGCGCUUGCCACCAAGCCUAAUGACCUGAGCUCAGUCUCUGGAAUCCACAUGAUGAAAGGUGUGUCCCCUGAUCUCCCAUGUAUGUUACCACUCUGAUAAAAUCCAUAAUGAACGGAAAACUCUGGUCUCCUGUGA